AUGAUUACAUUCAUGGAGUCAAAGGAGAAACCGAAGGAGGUGGAGAGGUGUUUGGAUCCUCAGCUAUGGCAUGCGUGUGCAGGUGGUAUGGUACAGAUGCCAGCAGUGAACACCAGGGUCUAUUACUUCCCUCAGGGCCAUGCUGAACAUGCAUGUGGACCGGUUAUCUUUAGGACCUGUCCUAAGGUUCCGUCUUUGGUUCCAUGCAGAGUGGCUACCAUCAAAUACAUGGCUGAUCCUGAGACUGAUGAGGUCUAUGCCAAACUCAGGCUUGUUCCUUUGGGCCUCAAUGAUGCUGAUUAUAGCCGUGAUGUUGCUGGACCUGAAACUCAGGACAAGCCUGCCUCAUUUGCAAAAACCUUGACCCAAUCUGAUGCCAACAAUGGUGGAGGGUUUUCUGUUCCAAGGUACUGUGCUGAGACAAUUUUCCCUAGAUUGGAUUACUCGGCUGAUCCUCCUGUUCAGAACAUCCUUGCAAAGGAUGUUCAUGGGGAAACAUGGAAAUUCAGACACAUCUACAGGGGCACGCCGAGGCGGCAUCUGUUGACCACUGGAUGGAGUACCUUUGUGAACCAGAAGAAGCUUGUUGCAGGAGACUCAAUUGUGUUUUUGAGGGCAGAAAACGGGGAUCUGUGUGUUGGGAUUCGGCGGGCGAAGAAGGGGAUUGGUGGCGGACCUGAGGCUUCCUCGGGGUGGAACCCUGCUGGAGGAAAUUGUCAUAUGCCCUAUGGAGGAUUUUCACCUUUUCUGAGGGAGGAUGACAACAGAAUCCUUAGAAAUGGUAAUAGCAAUGGGUUGAACCCAAGUGUGAGCAUGAUGGGCAGGGGCAAAGUGAGACCAGAAGCUGUUGUUGAAGCUGCAAAUCUAGCGGCCAAUAAGCAUCCGUUUGAGGUUGUUUACUACCCUCGAGCAAGUACUCCGGAAUUUUGUGUGAAGGCCCCACUAGUUGAAGCAGCACUGCAGACUAGGUGGUCUUCUGGAAUACGGUUCAAGAUGGCCUUUGAAACUGAAGACUCCUCACGGAUAAGUUGGUUCAUGGGAACCAUAUCUUCGGUUCAGGUUGCCGAUCCCCUUAACUGGCCUAACUCACCUUGGAGGCUUCUCCAGGUGACAUGGGAUGAACCAGAUUUACUUCAAAACGUGAGAAGGGUGAGCCCUUGGCUGGUUGAAAUGGUGUCAACCAUGCCUGCCAUUCAUCUAGCUCCUUUCUCACCACCACGGAAGAAAAUGAGAUUGCCUCAACACCCAGAAUUUCCCCUUGAUGGCCAGAUUCCUUUGCCAACAUUUUCCGGCAACCUUCUAGGUCCCAGCAACACCAACCAGUUUGGUUGUCUACCCGAAAGUACUCCUGCUGGCAUGCAGGGAGCCAGGCAUGCUCACUAUGGUCUAUCCUUAUCGGAUCUCCACUUCAGCAAACUGCAUUCAGGUCUAUUUCAGGCUGCCUUGCCGCCUCAUGAUCACGCUGCUAAGCCGAUGAGAAUAUCGAAUAACCUACCGUUGCAAAAGCCCAGCAAUAGUGAGAAUGUCUCUUGCUUACUAUCUAUAGCAAAUUCUGCUCAAUCUUCGAAGAAAAUGGAUGAUGGGAAGACACCACAUCUCGUGCUUUUUGGCCAAAAAAUUCUCACGGAGGAGCAGAUCUCUCUGAGCAGCUCUGGUGAUACAUUCUCCCCAGUUCUUACCAGAAAUGGUUCGUCCGAUGGACAUGCCGAUAAAGUGACUAAUUUUUCUGAUGGUUCUGGAUCAGCUCUUCAUCAGCAGCAAGGCCCACAUGAACGUUCCUCUUGCGAGCGGUUCCAGUGGUAUAGGGAUAACCCCCAAGAAACUGAGGCCAGUCUGGAGACUGGUCAUUGUAAAGUUUUUAUGGAGUCAGAAGACGUAGGCAGGACUAUGGACCUCUCAUUGCUUGGGUCUUAUGAUGAACUCUACAGAAGGCUGACAGACAUGUUUGGCAUAGAAAAAUCUGAGAUGUUAAGUCAGGUGCUCUAUCGCGAUAAAAAUGGAGCUGUCAAACACAUUGGUGAUGAAGCAUUCAGUGACUUCAUAAAAUCAGCCAGGAGGUUGACUAUUCUAAUGGAUUCUGGCAGCAACAAUGUAGGAGUGUAG
Messenger RNA from Sphenostylis stenocarpa, 2103 nucleotides. The record is from the annotation of a GenBank genome assembly. Lineage: Eukaryota; Viridiplantae; Streptophyta; Magnoliopsida; Fabales; Fabaceae.